This is a messenger RNA of Porites evermanni, 8658 nucleotides long. The record is from the annotation of a GenBank genome assembly. NCBI's taxonomy places the organism in Eukaryota, Metazoa, Cnidaria, Anthozoa, Scleractinia, Poritidae.
AUGAUUAAUAAGGCCUUUCCUGUUUCUCAUAUCAUACCCCAGCUUUUAUCUCAAUACCAUAGAGGAAUGAGGGCCACAACAAAUAGCAGUGGAGUGGAAAUUUUGUCUCCGUAUAUUAACAGUGUGAAUUUACCAUACAGUGGUUAUCCUCCUGUCACUAUUUCCGUUUUCCACUGAUCCAUACUUUUUUUCCAAAAGCUUGACCAUAUUCUCUGCUGCUUCAAACAUUUGCAACAUUUGAAUGUGGGAUCAUAUCAAACGGUUUUUUACAGUCCGCCCACGCCAGAAAAGAAGGCAGAAAAUCUGUGAGUCGUAGAAAACGUCUAAGCCUUGAUUGCUGGCGAAACUCUGUCAGCCUCAUCCUUUUUUGAAACAAAAUAUAAAUCAGUUUCUUGUGUUGAUUGAUGCCUCUUGUGUUGUAGAUGAUAUUGAAGUUGUGUUCUACGAGAUUGACCCUUUUACUGGCAGGACGUCAUGGGAAGCUAAGGGGAUCUUUGCUCCUACAGACGUUCAUAGACAGGUGCAGUUUUUUUUGGCAAAAAUAAUAAUUUAAAAUCAAUAUCUAUCCUUAUUGUUAAACCUUGAUAAAACAAAGGACCGACUGAUAUAUCUGUUGUAUCUGGAUUAUUAUAGGUUGCCAUAGUGUUCAAAACACCUGCAUACUGGCAUGUUUCUACGGAAAGUCCUGUUAAGGUUCUUGUUAAACUGAGGCGGAAGUCUGACCAGGAAACCAGUGAACCUGUGGAGUUCACUUAUCAACCACAGAUCAUUGGUAUGUGGCUGACUUUAAGGCAGAGUACUUUUAGUUAAAAACAAAAAGAGCCAAAAUCUUAACUAGCUUGCGAACGCAGACGUAUUUCCCACCAAAAAGACGUCUCCGUUCGCAGGCUAGGUCUCAUCAGAAUCACAAGAAGUGAAUUAAGUUAAAAAUAAAGAGGAAUGGCUUGGAUGGUUUGUAGAAUCAACUAAAGCUGUGGACAUAGAUUUUGCUUUAAAAAAAACACCGGUAAUUAUGUUACAGAAUGUUGUGCAAAUAGUCAAUACCACAGGGAGAGGGUGUUUAUUGAAUCUAAUGUAACGCGCAUGACUGUGUUCAAAAGCCUUCUUUUCAUCAGUUAUUUCAGCCUUACUCUUAUAAUAAGACUUUUCUCUCCUACCAAGGACUUUAUCAUUGCCCAAAAUCGAAGUCUUUAAGAACAAAGAGUACAAAAUUUGAAGAACUUUGGUCUAAUAGCUUCAUUUUGACUUGGUUUAUGAGUAGUUAGUUUGUGUUGCACUGGUCCAUAUGCGAAUUUCUUUGCAAACUACACACAAUGACAGAAAUAAUUUUAUUAAUAAAUGGGAAAAUUUGAUUUCAUUUUAGCGAGAUGUUUUUAUAAAUUCUUGUUCUUAGAAAGAGAGCCGUUUUAUGCAGAAAGGCGGAAGAAGAUGCCUCGUUUCUCAGACUAUUUUCAAGGGGGAAUGGGAAGCCCACCCAAUGUAAGUGGCCCAGGUGGAGGAAGUUUUGGUGGUCUUGCUGGGCACCGCUUCCGUCCAGAGUACCGUACAAUGGAAUUACAGCCGCCCACUAAUGAGGGUGAGUUUAACAGACAUUAUCAUGCAGAUUUACUUUUAUGUGAACUAUGAAAUCUAUGGUCCUUUUAACGUAGAUUGUUGCCUGAUGCAUAGUUCUGUUCACGCUGGUUUGAUGAUUCUUUUCAAACAUGUGACUUUAGUUUUUUCUUAUAAAGUUGCUUCAGCUGUAAUUCGUUUGUCAAAUACCUCUUUGUAAUUGUUCGUUGCUUGUUUAGUUUGUUGUGAAGAAGAUAAUAGAAAAGCGAUUUGUUUUGAUGGAAGAUCUUGCUGACUUGGUCGGAUUAGAUCAAACUUAAAGUUUAGCCCAUUGCCUAGUGUCAAACCAAGAUGGGCUGGUACUAGUCUGUGUUUUAUGGGGUAAACAAUAUGAGACCCACAAGGUCAGAGAGAGGCUGAAGUUUGGUGUUCGGGCCAGUAGUGGACAAAAUACAGAUACCCAAGAACUUGAAAAUUUACUAGCAGAUGUGUGGAUUGCCGGACACACUGUCUGAAUGUCCGUAUUUUUUGGAGUUUUUGAAUGGUUGUAUCUCGCUAAAUAUACGCCCGCGAUAGACACCAAACUCGAGGAUUUUGUUAAUCUUGGUUUCCUAUUUCUAAACUUGUGGGUCUCGUGUUGUUUGCCCCAUUAUACACGGACUCGUUCUUGAAAUUAGGCACUGAAUUAAGGUUGCUCGAUCGAGUAUUUUUGUAGAUAUACCUUCCAUCUUGAAUCUCUUAAACUUAAACAAAUUUAUCUUUAUUGUAAAACCAUCUCUGUUUUCCUGAAAGUAGCCUUUCAAAAUUACAAAAAGAACUCGGCAUUGCGUUUUACCCUGAUUUACAAGUUAUCGUGUUUUUCGAAACCGCGCAAGUCUUCUUGAAUUUAGCUGGUUGUAGAGUGUAUGAGGGUCAUUUACAAAACGAAUGAGUGAUAAAAACUUUUCAGAAACAUCCAAAAAGUAACAAAUUUGUCCGCAUCAAGUCCAGUCUUCAGUUCAUGCGUAAUUUAUGCCCUUUUUGUAGAAAUUGCAAGAUAUCUCAAAAUUCCUCAUAGAGAUUUUUGUGAAACUUCGCACAAAAGAAGACAAGCACCCAAAGUAUAGGUAGCGUCGGGCAUUUCUAAAAAAAGGCCGAUAAGGGCUGCAGUUCGAUUAAGAGCUAAAACUAUUGUGACGUCGUUGUCAAUUGACAUUUAUUCUGAUCGCCCCCCAAAAAUAUCAUAGUAAAGUUUAGUCUAUGUGUAAUACAUGAGUUAUAAUGGUUUUGCAAUAAAGAUAAAUUUAUUUAAGUCUAAGAGAUUCAAAGAUAGAAGGUGUACCUACAAGAAUACUGGGUCGAGCCACCUUAAGGUAUUCGGACUGUAGCGGAAGUGAAAAAGUAGGGGCAAGGACUGGAAUGCACUGAGAUGGAAGUAACUGUACUUGGACGGUGACCUGAACGCGGAUUUCUUAGCCAAGAGAGCAUCCACCCCCGAAUGUAAACAACUAAAAGCUCUUAAGACCUUGCAAUUUAAACAACUUAUCAAUGAGCCUACUCAAAUUGCUUCCAACGCCGUUACCGUGAUAGAUUCAAUAGCAACAAACAGUGAUUCGGGUGUUAUAAGUGCCAGUCUUAGUGAUCAUGAGAUGAUUUAUUGCGUCCAAAAACUGAACUGGAAAAAGGCGCCAGCUCAAAUGAAAGCAUUUAGGAACUAUGUGAAUUACUAUCCUGUAAAGCUUUGUGAAGACCGCAAAGGGAUUGAUUUAAUUCAUAGUUCGCACAGGCCUUGAAAAGUCUUCACUUCAAGUUAUUGGGAGAAAGAAGUCCUUGAAAAAAUGAUUUUAGUCCUUGAAAAGUGCUUAAUUUUUUCCCAAAAACGCCUGUGUGAACCAUGUAAGCCCUACGCACGAAGCAUCCGUCCCUAACGGAGACCAUGAGAGUGUAAGUGUUAAUUAUCUCUGGGAUUUUUUUUCCAAAACGCUUUUGUCUCCAUUGCUAAUCGGCACACGCCCGUCAUGCAUAAACGCGUGCGUGGAUGAGACAAUUGUCCAUGGUUAAACAGUGAUAUAAAGCGCGAUAUGAGGUAACGUAAUGAAAACAAGCAAAACACGCCUUUCAGAGAACUGGACAAAAGACUGCUACUUCAGAAAUUGCGUCACUGGUAAGAUUAUAAAAGCUAAAGAAGCGUAUAACAGGCGCGGCGUUAUCGAGGAGGAUGGUCAUGACAGUAAUGCUUUCUGGGGAACAGUGAAAAAACUUUUGCCUGGUGAUAACAAUGAACCUUUCAAUCUUUCCAGUGACAAGCGUUCAAUUGGUAAUGCAUUUAAUAAGUACUUCACAAACGCUGUAAUUAGCCUUGUAGACUCCCUUAGGAGUCCUGUGGCUUCAGCGUGCAGUAGUUUAGCCUGUAGAAGCUCUAGCCUACCUGUGACGCGUCGUCACCCUGUAUUUCAGUUUACUGACGUGACCGAAAGUUUCGUACUGAAACAGCUUAAAGGGCUAAAGACCAAAAAAGCUGUUACCCGGGACGAUAUUUCAUCGCGUCUUCUUAAAGACAGUGCUGCUGUUAUCGUGAGGCCUCUUACAGCGAUCAUUAAUGCUUCUCAAGUAAAGUUGCACAUGCUUGGAAAGCAGCACAUGUGUUUCCCUUAAACUGCUGGAGAGGGCUGUCCAUGUGCUACUAAAUGAUUACUUACUGGAGCAUAACAUCUUGAGCCCAUAUCAGUGUGGUGUCAGGAAACAGCAUCCUACGAAAUUUGCGGCUUUAUCUUUAGCGGAUACAAUAAGACGUAAUAUUAAUCAAGGUCAAAUGACUGGAGCUGUUUUUAUAAACUUCCGCAAGGCUUUUGACAUCGUGAACCAUUCCCAGCUAUUAAAGAAUAUUUAUGCCCUGCGCAUUGUAGAUCAAGAAUACGAGUGGUUUACUAUAUAUCUGAGUAAUAGAACUCAGGUUGUUGGGUUUCAGGGAUCUGUCUGAGACUCUGAAUCUAUUUGUGUUGGUGUGCCCCAAGGAUCGAUCAUCGGACCUCUUCUAUUUGUUGUGCUUCAUGUGAACGAUUUACACACUAUUGCCCGCAAGUGUAGUAUGCUAAUGUAUGCUGAUGACACUGUCUUAUUCUAUUCUGGAAGGUUGCUGCUACAAUAAUCGAGAAAAGUGUCAAUGAAGAUCUUGAUCUAAUUGGAUCAUGUCUCUAUGAUAACAGCCUUUUCUUAAGUGCAGUUAAGACCGAGGCUAUGUUGUCUGGAACUCACGCUAGGCUUUCUGAUGCAGAUUUUAGUGUAACGUUCAAGGGCCGACCCAUUAAUCGUGUUUUUGAAUUUAAGUAUUUAGGAGUUGUAUUUGAUGAACAUUUUUCUUGGAAUUCUCAUUUUAAGUAUGUAUUAUCCCGAGCUGGUAAACGACGGGGAAUGCUUGCACGCAUAAGGUGGAAUCUUACAUCAGGCUGUGUUUAUUCCAUUUACACAGCUUAUAUUCGUCCCAUUGUGACACCGUGUGGAAUUGUUGCAGUGUUGGCAACAUUUCUUCUAGAGAGGCUUCAAAGACGUAACGCUAAAAUUGUUUUCAACAUGAGCGACGUUGACAAAGCUUUAGGUUAUCUUAACUAGCCAUCUCUGGUAAAUAGACGAGAGAACCAUGUUAAUGAACUCGUUAACAGAGGCUUUAAAGGACAAUGCUCGCAAUUCUUUAAGAACUAUUUCAGUUUUAACAGUUCCGCACACAAUCGCACUACUAGGCAAAUGAACAGGUUGCCCUAGACAUAGACAUAGGACAUAGGACAAAGGAUGUAAAAAUAUAUAAAAUACAGAAUAAGAAUAAAAGAAUUGACACAUUUGUAAUUUAUAAUGAGCAUAAAAGGCAUUUACAAUUUUCGUCGAGGGAAAGUUUUUAAUUUGGAUAAACGUUUUUUAAAAGUCGCGAGAUCCCGGGCUGAUGAACUUCUGCUGGCAAAUUGUUUCAGAUGCGUCUUGCUCAUGCGCAUUGCUUCCUACCUCUAUAUAAAAAUGGCGCCUCAGGGCUGGCCCUUUUCAUGUAAUACCGGGUCGGGAUAAAAGUUACCUCGGCAGAGCUAACCAGCCCAGCUUAUGUAAUCAGGCCCUCGCCGUGAGUUAUAUUGUCACGCAGAUUGCACGUGAAAGCUUUCGUGGUUCGUGUACGAGAGAAUACGACUUAAUCUAAUUAACCCAAGGAUUUUAAAAAUCUGUCAUGAACGCAGUUUGCACGUGAAGAUGUUGGACUCUGUCCCUUGUACGGUUCGAACGUGAAAGAUUGCAACUUGUUUGCGAGAUCAUUUUGCUCAAAAAGAUUUUGAGAAAUGACAUCCUUUCCAAAAAUCUGCAAUGAAAUUAUACAUCAUUCAAUAUUACCCUUAUUGAACUCUCAUGCACGACCACUGAGUUUUGCGUGACAUCUUCUUUGGCUCUCGAAAAAUGAGGGCAAAACUAUUGUCAAACUCUCGGCAAUAAGCCAAACCCGUCAAUUCCAAUUAUUUCGACAGAUUUACCUUCAAAUUUCUUAAAAAUCGUUCUCUUAGAGGAAAUGUCCUUACUGGCAAUGAAUAGUCUGUAUGGUCCGGAGGAAAAACAUUCAAGCCGUGUGCUGCGCGGACAAUUAUUUUCCAAAGGAAUAAUUUAAAUUAUUUCAUAGUUCGUUUCACUCAGUGUUCCUUGUUUUUUCAAUACGUUUGAUUUCUUUUGCCAAUUUGUUUGCUGAGCGUUAUCUGUGGGAUUUAUGUCACGAGGAUAAAUGCUGUGUCGUGAUACAUCGCGCGGCAGGCAUUCUGGUCGCGUCGCUUGGCUUGUUUACGUUCGCACGUAUUGCGUGCCUAUUGCAACUUUGAAUCAAAACAAGCGAUCUCAAUUACUCUAUUUGGGCGACGCCCAAAUAACAAGUCUUCAACCUUUUUUUUAAAACAGUGUUGUGUGAAAAAGAUUCUGCUCACGCGUGGCAGAAACACAUUAAUACGUUAUAUCGAAUCAAUGGCAAAAAAGCUUUCAGCACCACAGUUGUGUUGUCACUGUGGCGAAGGUUUCAGUGAAGGAUUGCAGGACGACUUUAAAACAAAAAAAGUAAUAUAGAUAUUUCCCGUGUGUGGAAUUACUGAAAAUGUGAAGCUGAUCUAAUGGCAGUGCAGAGAAACUUGUAUUUAAAAGAGACUAGUUAAUGUGUCCAUGGAAAGACAACCAGAUACUUCUUAAAGUCUGUCUAUUCAAAAUCAAGUAUUAUGUAGUGUUAAUUAUUAUUUAAUCUAUUGCUGUUACAGCCAUGACUGCCUCACCAAGACCACCCAAGAACACGGAAGGAAGGAAGGUUCAAUCUUUUUUCUCUUUCUUUUUAUGAAGAGCUGUAUUUUUUAUUUGAGUAUUUUAUGUAGCGGCCCAUUGAAGUGACUUUUAUGACGAUAUUGGGCAUUUGUAUGAAUUACAAUACCCGUAUUGUAGUGUCGUUGACAUAAAAAUUUUUUAAGAAUGCAACUAGAAAUUAAUUUUCCCAAUUCAUAACUUGCAGCAUUCACAGGAAACCCUGUUGUAAUAGCCGUACGAAAAGUGUGCUUCUAAAAAUAGCAUCUUGAGUGUCAUCUGUCUUUUGAUGGACGUGUCUCUUACCUAGGCACGAUUUUCGUCGCUCUCUUGGUCCUCCCCGAGAAGGAGGCGGAGGGGAGGAGUGCGGGCUCAUUUCCCGAACAGAGCCUGCUAAUCGAUCCUAGUAUCGUGUCUCAAUAUGAAGAGAUAACAGUGCACAUAAUUUUUAAAUUAACAUUGAAGCAAAUCAAAUAAGAGUAGACGUGCAACACAAAUAAUGCUUAACCCAUUAUGUCUCUAGGUCUCGGGUUCCCUGAUGCCUCGUUGUUAUUUUCUUCCUUUUUGCAGGCUUGCUAUCCUGAGACCACUAGAAAAACCACACUACAAAAUCAGGAAACCGGAAGGAGUGCCGUAUCUUCUACCAUGACAGUCCUAGACAUUACUCUCCUUGGUGAUGAGUGGGCAUCAUCAGCUGGGGGGCUCUCAACGUUAAACAGAGAGCUCGCGAUUCAUCUUUCAGAGAAUCCAGAAGUGAGAGUUUCUUUGCUAGUACCUGAAGGAGCUUGCACGUGGCAAGAAAAUCAAGAAGCUGAUAGCUAUAACAUCAGUAUUGUUGAGGCGAAGGCACUUGCCGCAUUUGAUCGUCUUGAUUGGUUGUGCUUUCCACCCAAGGACCACGUCAUGGACGUCGUUGUUGGUCAUGGCGUUAAGCUUGGCCGGCAAGGACAAGUCAUGAGAAACUCUUAUCAAUUUCCAAAUUCUAAGUGGGUACAAGUGGUACAUACUGCUCCAGAGGACCUUAGCAAGUACAAGCGCUACACUGAUUCCAUUUCGAGAGGGGAAGCAAAGCAUCAGGAAGAAGUCCAACUUUGCAAACUUGCUGAUCUGGUGGUACCUGUAGGACCUAGACUGGAAGAAGCGUACUCUUCUUAUUUAAAGCGAUUUAAGGCAGAUCAAAAGGUCUCUCCAUUUACUCCAGGUCUUUUUUACAGGGAGUUCGGGGAUCUAACGCAAUCUUUUCAUGAUCAUGCCGAAUUUAAAGUGCUGUUAUUUGGUCGUGGUGACGAUGAGGACUUUGAACUAAAAGGAUACAACAUUGCUGCCCAAGCAUUUAGUGAUCAGCGGCUAAAAAACGAGUCCUAUCAUCUAAUCUUUGUUGGAGCACCUGAAGGAAAACAAGAAGAGGUUAGAGAGAAGUUUAUUCAGCGUGGCGUUGCAGAAGCACAGCUGACUGUUAGGCAAUUUAUACGAUGUAGAGAAAGAAUAAAGGAUUGGCUGUGUGAAGCUGACCUUGCCAUCAUGCCUUCAAAAUCAGAAGGAUUUGGCCUUGUUGCCCUCGAGGCCUUGUCUGCAGGCCUACCUAUUCUUGUUGGAAGCAGGUCAGGGUUUGCCAAAGCAUUAGAAAGUGUUCCUCAUGGUUAUACAUGCAUCGUGUCUUCAGAUGAUCCUGUAAAGUGGGCUGAAGCGAUUAAAGCUGUUCGUACCAGGUAUGCAAUGCGGCUUGAAGAGAUGAAGGUAUUGAAAGAAUCUUAUGGAAAAGUAUACAGCUGGCGUGAACAAUGUAAUGCUCUUGUGAAGAGAAUGUGGACAAUGGUCCAUGGUUAA